Octopus bimaculoides (California two-spot octopus) is the source of this 3320-nucleotide messenger RNA. RefSeq names its product anoctamin-4. The record is from RefSeq and is a predicted model, not a curated record. Gene Ontology annotation, molecular function: chloride channel activity; protein dimerization activity. Lineage: Eukaryota; Metazoa; Mollusca; Cephalopoda; Octopoda; Octopodidae. Gene Ontology annotation, biological process: chloride transmembrane transport. Gene Ontology annotation, cellular component: plasma membrane.
UUAUGUCCAUACAUUGCUAAAGUUUUCUGUGCCAUAUAAAAUGAGAUAAAUUUGAGAUCCUCUAUACCACCCAUCACUACGUAUAUAUAUCCACACACACACAAACACACAUACAUAUAUUGCAGUAAUAGUUAAUGGCUUGAUCAGACUUUUUUAAUGCUGGUCAGCAGUAUCCAUCAAUGGGUUCAACUGCUUAAGAACCAAGAAAAGAAUAGAAUAAAAAUUGGAGACACGAGAAGAUAUUUUUUAUAUAUAUGCAAUCAACAAGGACUCGAAACCGCAUCGUAAGAUCGGGUCACCGGACACUUACCACAACUCCACAGCGUUGACCGACAUAAUAUCUUUUAUAUUUCUAUACUGGCUAAAAUGUCUUCAGUCCGUCCUAGUAGCACUGACCUCAAUGGGGUUGCAUUUGGGACCGUAUCAGAGACGGCCCCACCUGAAGAUGAAUUCCUCAUCAGAUAUAGAGAGACUCCGAUUGGUACCCCGAUUGGGCUUUACCCAGCAAUCUCUCCAGAUAAAGAACCAAACUAUCCAGUCAUGUAUGGUGCUACAACACCACCUUCUGUGCAGGUACCAAUUGGUUUUGAACAGCUUUCAGAACAACAAGCAGGCAAAGAACAACAAAAUGGUCACAACAUGGAGCCAACUUCCAACGAUGAGUCUGAAGAGAAGUCACUAAACAGCCUGUAUUUUGACGACCAAAAGCGCCAAAUUGAUUUCGUGUUGGCUUUCAAUAAAGAGUGCGAUGAUGGCAAGAAUGAGAACCGAAGACAUCAGUUCGAGAACAGCUUGGAAAAGUUUGGACUGGAAUUGGAAUAUGCAACGAAGAAAAACGACAUCAACGUUCCAAAAAGUUGCUUUGACAAACUCUACUCACCGUUUAAGUUGGAUUCUGAUAUUGUGAAAGAAGAAGAUAACUAUUUCACUGCACCGUUUAAUCAGGAGAGAUUAAAACAGUAUGUCAUUCAAAACACAGAGGAAUUUUUUACUUCUGCUGAAAGAAGUCGCAUUGUUAAUGAAAUUCUGUCAAGAGCAACAUUUGAGGGAGAAGGCAGAGUACGCAAAUAUGGCAUCAAAAGGUUACUAGGAAAUGCAUACAUAGCAGCUUAUCCACUCCACGAGGGGCCAUAUUACUACGAGGACUCAAUAUAUGCGACUGGACCAAGAAACGCGCGACAUUUACUCUAUGAAAUGUGGGCCAGACCAAAAAUGUGGUACAAACAGCAACCAUUGGAUGCGAUCAGAUCAUAUUUUGGAGAAAAAAUAGGAAUAUAUUUUGCAUGGCUGGCGUUCUACACGCAGAUGUUAAUUCCAGCAGGCAUUGUCGGUGUUGUGGUGUUCAUCUAUGGUCUGGCAACAAUGAUGGAUGAUAUUCCAAGUUUGGACAUCUGCAGCUUUGAUAAAUCUGGCAACCUCACCAUGUGCCCCCUCUGCGAUGAAUUGUGCCGAUACUGGAAAUUAGAGACUGUUUGCUACUAUGCUCGAACAUCGUAUCUUAUUGAUAACCCGUCAACGGUGUUUUUUGCUGCGUUUAUGUCAGUAUGGUCAAUGUUUUUCAUUGAGCUGUGGAAACGUCAACAGAAUGAAAUUGGUUAUGACUGGGAUAUUUCGAAUUUUGAGGAAGAGGAGGAAACUGUUCGCCCAGAAUUUGAAUCUACGGUUACAACCACUCGAGAAAACCCUGUCACUGAGACAGAAGAACCCUAUGUUCCUUCUUGCCUGAAGAUCUUUAACUAUACAACAUCCAUUGUGGUCAUUCUGUUAAUGUUAUGCCUUGUUGUUGGAGCUGUUGUUGGUGUCAUUGUUUACCGUAUUGUCAUAAUUGCGGUGUUUGCCAAACAAGAACACAUCAAAGAACAAGCCUCCAUUGUCACAUCUGUAUCGGCGUCAUUACUUAACUUGGUUGUCAUUCUUCUUCUGAAUAUGCUUUACACCAAACUUGCUUACUGUUUAACUGAACUAGAGAAGCACAGGACUCAGACAGAAUGGGAAGAUGGAUUCACCCUUAAAAUGUUCCUUUUCCAAUUUGUGAACUAUUAUUCUUCCAUAUUCUACAUCGCAUUUUUUAAAGGAAGAAUCGUUGGAUCACCAAACAAUUAUAUUUAUCUUAACAAUGAAAGGCUCGAAGAGUGCAAUCCAUCUGGCUGUCUUGUUGAGUUAUGUAUUCAACUAGGAGUGGUCAUGGUAGGAAAACAAGCUUUCAACAAUUUCGUGGAGCUCUUAUUGCCGAAGCUGCAAAACUGGUGUAAAGUCCAUUACAACCGCGUCAAAGACACCGAGGAAGGUGAGGACGACGACGAUGAUGAUGACAUUGACGACAAAGAAACAGCGAAACGAUGGGAAGUGGACUUUCUGAUGACAGAAGCAAAUCCACUGGGGAUGUUUUACGAAUAUCUGGAAAUGGUGAUACAGUUUGGCUUUGUGUCCAUUUUUGUGGCAGCAUUCCCAUUGGCUCCUGUCUUCGCUCUGCUAAACAACAUUCUGGAAGUUCGUCUUGAUGCCUACAAAUAUGUCACCCAGUUCCGUCGACCGUUAGCAGCCAGAGCUCAAGACAUUGGUAUCUGGUUUGGAAUUCUGAAAGGAAUUUGUAUAAUAUCUGUCAUCACAAAUGCAUUAAUCAUAGCCUUCACAUCUGAUUUCAUCCCUAAGAUGUUGUACAAACAUGUCAUAAGUCCCAACGACACCCUUGAGGGUUAUGUGGAAUUCAGUUUGUCUUACUUCAACAUAAGCGACUUCCAACCCCGAAGCAAACCAACUUUUGACUCAAACAUCACAGAGUGUCGGUACAAAGAUUUCCGAUAUCCCCCUGAUUCUCCAGACAAGUAUGAGCACACCUCCAUCUACUGGCACAUCCUUGCGAUUCGUUUGGCCUUCGUUAUAAUAUUCCAGAAUGUCGUCAUGCUAUUAUCAUGGCUAGUAGCAGCCAUGAUUCCAGAUGUACCAUAUAUUGUGAAAAUCCAAAUGUUGAGAGAGAGUUACUUGACGAAACAAGCUCUCUUGAAAUUUCAAGAUGAGAAGAGAGAGAAGCGCCGUACCGGUUCUGUUGGUUUGAAAGAAGAAUGAAAGUGAAAUAUGGAAGAUAUUGCUGAGAUUUCUUUGAGUUUUCAAUGCAAAAAUAGAGACUGUUUACUUGAAAGAAACAGAAAGGAAAAAAAUAAUGGUUUUAUUCCAAUACUAAUAUUUUUCAGUUUUGCUCACGGCUUCAACUAAUUCCAUCCAAUUUGUAACCAUUUUUUUUCUCUCUCAAUUGCAUUCAGUAUAUUUUUCAAUACAUAUAUCCUAAUACUCAAACGCACAUACAUGAGCAUAUAUAUAUA